ACGCUCUGUAUACAGAGGAAAAAAACUUCUUAAAAACGAAAACAUUAAAACGCACUUUAACAUUAAAGCGUGUGAUUCGUAUGUUUAUUCUUAGCGUCAUAAGGUAGUGAGUUAAGUAGGAAACAUAGACUAUACUUGCAUUAAUUAUAUUAAAAAAUACAAUUUAAAUUAGAACCUGUAAGGAUGUCGAAGUUUAUGAUGUUACAAUGGUGUUUGUUUUGUUUGAAUUUCAUGGUAACUGAACUUGCUGGACAAAUCGUGUUUUCAACCAGUGGCAAGAGGAUUAAUUUUAGUGUUUCAAACUUUAACAGAUUUCACGACUGCAUGCGUGAAAACAUAACAGAAUGCACAGCUACCUACAAUUUUAUGUAUAAUAAAUACAUAGUGCAUUCUUCAGGAAAUAAUAAUACAUUGACAGGAAAUAUAUACUAUGUUUGCACCGUCUACCCUAAUUUGUAUAGCCUUAAGUGUACUGCUAACAUACUAACAGAAGACUGUCUAAAAUUACCGGAAACCUGCACUUCAAAUAGAGCUGGAGUAGUUUUGCAAAAAGACGACAUCUACAUCUCUGGUGAUAACAUCAUGAAUUGUUCAAUUUUAUGCUGGCUUAAAGAUCUAACAUUUUAUUAUAGAUCCAUAGCCACCACCACAUCAACAACAGUACCUACAACAACAACGACGACGACGACGACGGAAAAACCCAGUUCAGCAUCAAGUACAACAGCCACAACAGCAUCAAUUAACACAAAUAUUUUCUAUCCAUCUACAACACACGCAUUACGUGAUAACAGUUCAGCGAAUGUUUCUGGGAUAGUUUCCAACAACGAUACAAGUGAUGACAUCGCUGAAACAACACUAAUCAUCAGCGUGUGUGUAGUUGGUGCUGUGGUUCUUGUUCUAUGUUUUAUCAUUGGUAUUUUCGUGUGGAGAAGGCAUCAGAAGUAUCUAAAGAGUAUUUCUACUGAUACAACACUAAAUAACCAUACACCUAAACUGAAAAGCACCACAAUCUCUAAACGUGUUAAGGAAAUCGAGCAUGCAACAAACACAAAAGAUACAACUCAAGAUCCACCAGAUUUGGUAAAAACUGUACAUAAACUUCAAGUUACGGAAUAUUUUAAUUGUCUGGCUGAGACUGAUUACACAACAAUAGUAGAGGUAGGGGACAUGCAAGCUGCGUCAACUGGCCAUGAAAACUUAGAUCAGUAUGCAAAUACUAUGACCAUAAGUAGCAAUUCAAUAGACUCUGAGUGGGAAGUGAAACGAAGUCACAAAUCUGAAGGAAUAAAUCAAGAAUCCCAGCCAGGUAAAUCUUGUAACAAUAAAGAUUCUACUCUUGACUACUACAAUAGUGCUGAAUCAACCAGUAGUGAUUACCAAAGACUAGGACAAGAACUGCGGGAUUUAAAAAACCCUUACCAACAGUUACUUCAAGUAGAACAAGAACAACAACUCGUGCUUUCAGAUCAAGAGUUAUCUCCCUAUACUCUCGCUAAACCUGUUGUAGGGGAGGCAACACUUCAGAUUAUUGACGUAAAAGUCUGUGAUAAAAGGGCCACAAGCGAGGAUCAGCCAUACAACAACACUCCAGAUGAUGAUGAGAUCCAACACGUUACCAAUAUGCAACAACAUGAACCGACCGUGAAAAUCAGACGUAAUUGUUUGGGAUAUACAAUGAUAUUACCUAUGGAUAAAAAAUAA
Molecule: messenger RNA, 1701 nt
Organism: Physella acuta
Lineage: Eukaryota; Metazoa; Mollusca; Gastropoda; Physidae
Source: RefSeq, a predicted model, not a curated record